Molecule: messenger RNA, 7965 nt
Organism: Mustela lutreola (European mink)
Lineage: Eukaryota; Metazoa; Chordata; Mammalia; Carnivora; Mustelidae
Gene: CDK14
Product: cyclin dependent kinase 14
Exons: 15
Coding region: 641-2050 (469 amino acids)
Biological process (GO): protein phosphorylation
Cellular component (GO): cytoplasm; cytosol; nucleus
Molecular function (GO): ATP binding; cyclin binding; cyclin-dependent protein serine/threonine kinase activity
Source: RefSeq, a predicted model, not a curated record
GUGAGCCGGGCUGAGAGGCCCGAAGAGGACGCGGACUCCGAGCCCCGGAGCCGAGGUCCCGCGGGGGUUCCGCGCCCGGGGUCCUUUGCCCAGGGAAGGCGGGGCAGAGGCGGCGGGAGGGGCGGUGAGGGCGGGGUUGGGUGGCGGUUCCGCGCCGCGGCUCUUUUCUCUCGAAUCCCCGAAACUCGGGGCUGAGAACUUCUCCCCGCCCGUGCCCCGCGCACCCUGCGACCCCCGGCUCCCGCACCUUGUGCUCAGCCCGCCCCCGCCCCGCCUCCGGCCGCACCGCCCCCACGGUCGGCCGCCCGCCGCGCUGCUCUCGGUUACAAAGGAGGGAAAAUGAGCCGGGCGGCGGCGGCGCGGCGCGGGGCCACGGCGGCGGCGGCUGCGAUGGCGGCCGCCCCCGGCACCACGUAGAACGCCCCCGCCCGCCCAGCAGCGGCCCAGGCCCGAGAGGAGCCUGCAGCUCGCCACUCGCCUCCCGAGCCCAGUGCGUCGCCUCCUGGCCGGAGGAGGAGGUAGUGAAGGAGGAGGAGGAGGAGGAGGAGGCGCCGCCUUCUCCUUGCCGCGCGCCCUCGCCGUUGUCUGCGCUUCGCUCUGGACCAGUUUGGGGAAGUUGCCGGAGCCCAGUGUCGCCCAGAUGUGCGACCUCAUUGAGCCGCAGCCCGCCGAGAAGAUCGGCAAGAUGAAGAAGUUGCGGAGAACUUUGUCGGAGAGUUUCAGCCGCAUUGCUUUGAAGAAAGACGACACCACCUUUGAUGAGAUAUGUGUCACAAAGAUGUCUACACGGAACUGCCCGGGAAUGGACUCAGUGAUCAAACCCUUGGACACAAUUCCUGAGGAUAAAAAAGUCAGGGUUCAGAGGACACAGAGCACUUUUGACCCAUUUGAGAAACCAGCUAAUCAAGUGAAGAGGGUGCAUUCGGAGAACAAUGCUUGCAUCAACUUUAAGUCUUCCUCCACUGGCAAAGAGUCUCCCAAAGUUAGGCGGCACUCCAGCCCCAGCUCGCCAACAAGUCCCAAAUUUGGAAAAGCUGACUCAUAUGAAAAACUGGAAAAGCUAGGGGAAGGAUCUUAUGCUACAGUAUACAAAGGGAAAAGCAAAGUGAAUGGGAAGUUGGUAGCCCUGAAGGUGAUUAGGCUGCAAGAAGAAGAAGGUACACCUUUUACAGCUAUCAGGGAAGCUUCUCUGUUAAAAGGACUAAAACAUGCUAACAUAGUGCUGCUUCAUGACAUCAUCCACACCAAGGAGACGCUGACACUUGUGUUCGAAUAUGUGCACACUGAUUUAUGUCAGUACAUGGACAAGCACCCUGGGGGGCUGCAUCCAGAUAAUGUGAAGUUGUUUUUAUUUCAGUUGCUGCGAGGGCUGUCUUACAUCCACCAGCGUUAUAUUUUGCACAGAGACCUGAAACCACAGAACCUUCUGAUCAGUGACACGGGGGAGUUAAAGCUGGCAGAUUUCGGUCUUGCAAGAGCAAAAUCUGUCCCUAGCCACACAUACUCCAAUGAAGUAGUUACCUUGUGGUACAGACCUCCAGAUGUCCUCCUGGGCUCGACAGAAUAUUCCACCUGCCUUGACAUGUGGGGAGUCGGCUGCAUCUUUGUCGAAAUGAUCCAAGGAGUUGCUGCUUUUCCAGGAAUGAAAGACAUUCAGGAUCAACUGGAACGAAUAUUUCUGGUUCUUGGAACACCAAAUGAGGACACGUGGCCUGGAGUUCAUUCUUUACCACAUUUUAAGCCAGAACGCUUUACCCUGUACAGCUCUAAAAACCUUAGGCAAGCAUGGAAUAAGCUCAGCUAUGUGAAUUAUGCAGAGGAUCUGGCCUCCAAGCUCCUACAGUGUUCCCCAAAGAACAGACUAUCAGCACAGGCUGCCUUGAGCCACAAGUAUUUUAGUGACCUGCCCCCACGGCUAUGGGAACUGACCGACAUGUCUUCUAUUUUUACCGUCCCAAAUGUAAGAUUACAGCCAGAAGCUGGAGAAAGCAUGCGGGCCUUCGGGAAAAACAAUAGUUAUGGCAAAAGUCUAUCAAAUAGCAAGCACUGAUGAGCACAGCAUUCUCAAGAAAGCACAGAAAAUAUGUGAAUAGGGCUGAAUUGCCAGCAUGGCAAAAAGAACAAAUGAAACUGUCCCCCUUGUCUUGGGGGUGAUGUGCCACAACCUUGAGCUGUAUGGGGGACUUCGCUGUUGCCUACAUCAGUGUGCCUCUCGGGAAUAUGGUGGUGACUUUUGAAUGAUGGAAAUGAAAGAUCCCCAGGUAAAAUGUGAUGUAUAAAUGCCAGUCAGAAAAUGUUACUGAUAGACUUGCUGCUCCGUGCUUGAAAGUCUGCCUUCUUCAGGUUAUUUCUCCCCAUUGAAUAAAAAUGUUACAUAGCACAAGUUCAUUCCCUCCAUAGUGUUUGUAUUCCCAUUCUGAAUUUCAGUUGGUCACACAAAGAGUGGGCUGAGUUACCUCCUGGGUCUGAGAAUAGUUUUAAUUCAUGAGGUUUGUAGCAUAUGGUUUUUAAAAGUAUUUAGGCUGCGUUACCAUAAUGAGGGUGCCUGGCUUUAGAAAUCCCACAGCCAAUUUAGUAAAACAAAACCAAAGGUGGAUUUCAUUUGUGUUGCCUGAGCCUACCUAGCCAGUCAAAGCUGCUCGUAGGUGCUUCAUGUCAGCUUCUCCUUGCAAAAUCAAGUCAAGCUGACUGGAUAGAAACACUGCCCGUAAGGUCUCAGGAAUUGCUAAUCAAAACCAGUCAUCCUGGUUUUGAAGGCUUUUAGGAAAAUGUAUUUUCUUUGCAGUAUAUAUUUUGAGCUAGAUUUAAGGUUAUGCAGGCUAAUUCCUCUAGAAUUAUUUGAUAAUAAUACAUAUAUGUUCUCUUUGCGUUUUCUCCUUUUUACAUCAACUUUUGAGGCUCUAAUGUUAUUGUUUAUGUUGCUUUCUUCCAAAUCCAAAUACCUCAGCUCGAGUCAACAUUAUAUUGAGGUAACAGCUGGAUUCUAAGAGUUUUCUGUCAGCCAGCAGAAAAAGAAACUCUUUUAAUUUCUCACCUUGCGAGUUUUUAACUUUACUCAAAUGAGGCCAUCUUAGAGAUCAAAUAAUAUAACCUGUAUGUGGACCUGCUACAUCUGGGUGUGGAACUUACUCUGACCAAUACCGGAAUAUUAAUGUCUGUAUUGUAGAUAUGACAGAGCAAAAAGUCUACAUAAAUAAGAGCAUUUGUACAGAAAAACAUAUAAUUCCCUAGAUUUUGGUUUUGUCAUUGAUGAAUUAAUUAACUGUUUUGAGCAGGCUGUGGCAUGUUUAGUUUUUCUCAAAGGUACCAAUUCUGGGCUCUCUGUAAAGCCCAAAGGGAUUGGGAAAGAAGAGGGGUGGGAAGAGGUUCAGGGCCCAACGAAGCUAAAACUGUAAUCUAGCAUUUCAGCCACAUGUCUUUGGGGAAUCUCGCAAGUCAGGGUGAAAAGUGCAUUGCUUCACUUCUCUUUUUGAGAUGAUGGAGAACGGUUCUAAGUCCUGACUUUCCACCUAUACCUCAGUGCCAAAUUGUUUCUAAACUUGCAUACUAAGGUCACUUCAAUUAUUUAGUUAAUAAUACUGGAUUUGCAUAAAGUGGCCUUAGUGGAAAAAAGCUAAUGAGAAGCAUUUUUCUUUGCAGCAGAAAGCAACUUUGGUUUCAGAAUCUUAUAACCAAAUUAAAAGAAAAGAAAACUCCCUGCACCUAAGUUAAAAAUGGGGUAUGUGGGGUGCCUGGGUGGCUCAGUGGGUUAAAGCCUCUGCCUUCGGCUUAAGUCAUGAUCCCAGAGUCCUGGGAUCGAGCCCCACAUCGGGCUCUCUGCUCAGUAGGGAGCCUGCUUCCCCCCCUCCCCCGCCUACUUGUCAUCUCUGUCAAAUAAAUAGGAUCUUUAAAAAAAAUUUUUUUUAAUGGGUUAGGUGCUAUUAGAUGGUCAAAAUACUGUGCUUCCUUUGUUUGUUAUCCUCUAAAGAUGUUAGUAGACUAAUGCUUUCAGAGAUAUUGUCCCCACUCUUUUUAGGCUAAGACCAUCCUAAAGUCUGAGAGAGCCUUAAAAUGUGCAUUGAAAUUUUUCCCAAAGAAAAGACCAGAGCCAUUAAAUACCACAUCCAUUUGUAUCACUCACAUUUGCAUCCAGGAAUCCCAAACACGCACCUGUGCUAAACUUAAUUUUCCAGUCAUUCUAAAUUGAGAUAGGAACUGCCUGGUUACUCUGUCUACUCCUCUUGCUGAAUACAGGGGUAAGAAAGACCCUCUGGCAUUAUUAUCUGAACAUUAGUUCAGGUGUUCUAAUGCCCUGGGGAGUUUUUAAAAUCACAAGUUCCUGGGGUCCAUGAAUCCACUUUGAAGAGGACCCCAGAGGAUGUUAAUGCAGGUAGCCCUUGAACCAUAUAUUAUGAAAUCUUCAGUAAAUAUUUGAGAACUAAACAAUGAACUUAUUUCAUUUAUUUAUUAUGAAAUAAAAUAAUCAACUAAAGACAGAAUAGGAAAAUCCAUCCCUUUCCUUCCUUUCCUUAUUCUUUUAAGGAAGAAUACCGUGGUUACACUAUCCAACAUGGAAAUCCCCUAGCCACGUGUGCUCUUUCCAUUUAAUUUUUAACAAUUAAAAUUAAAUCAGAAUUUUGUUUCCUCAGUAGCAGAACCCCAUCUCAAGUGCUCUUUAGCUCCACAUGACUUGUGGCCACUUACUGGGGACCGGGCAGACACAGAACCUCUCUAGUGUCACAGAACACUCUUCUGGACAGCACUGAUGAAGCCCAUUUACCCUGCUUGCCUUGUAACAAAGGAAUCGGGAAAAUUAAACGGCAUUCAACCAGUAAAACUAUGUUUCGGUUCUAGACGAUAGCCGUCUAAGAGAAGCUUGAAAUGUGUAGGGAAGGGGCGCCUUCAAGUGAGAAGACAGGUGGCAGAGUGAGAGGGGCAGAGACAGCAUUGGGAAUGACAGGAAGGGCUGUGCUGCAGGAACAGGAGAGAUCACGAGGUUGUUGGUGUUGGGAUCUUACAGAGAAAGGAGACACGGUCAGGUUUCUUCAGUUAACAGUGGUCUUUGUUGAGGUUGCUUUGGGAAAUUAGGCAGAACAAGGCUGACAGCCUACACAGCUGCACAGACAGGCCUCACAAAGACUGGGCGUCCAUCAGAAUCCAACGGGAGCCUUACUUUGUCUACCUCCUGAACCACCAUCUGAGCUCUGGUAACUGCUCCUGUGGUAGCCACCAGCCCUUGCUGUCCUCUGUGCUGUGACGUUAUGGCAGCUUGCUUUUUCCAGCUGUGCCUUGGCUAACAUUUUCCUCUUUUCUUCAUCUCAUGGCUUCCGCCCGCCCGUUUCUGCUUAUUCAUGAAUCCUGCUUAUUGUCAUUUCCCUUCAUCCCUCUGUUUCCAGGAUAGUCUGUCAGUGAGCUCUUUUCCUCAGAUUCCAGCCCUCCUCAGGAGCAGCUCUGAUUGGUGUAGGCAUCCUCAUGAAGCAGAAAACAAAGCUUUGAGCUAGGUUGUUGUGUCAAUCCAGAUCACUCCAUAAGCUGCUGACUGACUAGAUUGCCCUGGGCCCAGCACAGAGCCCUGAUCCCUUCUGCUGAGCUGUGAACAGGGCCAGUCUUUUCUCAAGGAACCCCUCAGGAGAGAGCUCUGGGUUUAGCGGUCUCUGAAGCUUCUACAAAGCAAGGAGUAUAGCCAGAAGGCACCUUGCCUGGCCUGUACAUUACCAAGGGAAGAAAUCAAACAAGUACAGAAGGAAAUUCCAAUUUUAAUGGCAUAGCAGCAUUCUCGUUGUGUGAUAUUUUUGACGAAAGGUCUUUUUAAGCCAUGUUGCAUUUUCUCAACUACAGACACAAAAGGCGAUAGUACUUAUUAACACUUAACACAGUGUAAGAAAUUCAGGUAUUAGUUGUAGCUUCCCUUUAGCAUCAGGGAGUUUUCUGGGUUUUUUCCUGCAAUAACUUAUUUUCUGUGUGAUCCUACGGAUUAUUUUCCCUGUCAAAUGACUACAGUUUUAUUAUCUCUGUUGUCUCAUGCAGUUGACAAUAGUUGUGGAAGAAGCAGGCAGAGGAGGAAACAAACCUUAGUGUUCCCCACAGGUUUUAACUGGAAGAAUCCCUGGUUUUUGUCAUUACUCCUACAUUGCUGCAGACGAAAAAAAUACAUCUCAUUUGGGGAAAUUGAGGAUGCUGUGAACCACAAAUGCAUAAUGCAUGUUAUGAACACCAGAUUGAGAAGAGGCUGGAAUGUUGGCGGUUUGCUUUUCCCACCCCAUCUACACCCCCCCUUUCCUUAGCUUCCCUACACUCUGGAGAGUCUAUUAUCGCCUCUAAACUCAGAUGUAAAAUAGUAGGCUAAGGGUGCUUGUCCCUUCUCUUCUCUCCCUCCCAUCUUGUCCCUCCACCCUUGCCUCUCCUUGUAUCCCCUCUGAUCUGUACCCUACAUCACCACCACCAACCCUAUGAAUGGAUUAGCAAAGGACUUGAAGGCCAUUACUGUCUCAAUCUGCUUAAUUAUGUCCUGGGACUGUCACAAAGUAGAAUGAAAAUAAAGUUAAAUACAUCAUGCUUCCCAGGUACAUAUUUUUAAGUAUUUUUUUUUGGAUUGACAUAAUUUCAGACUUGUAGAAUAGUUGCAAGAAGAGUACAGAGAAGUCCUGUUACCCUUCAUCUACUUUCCAGUGUUUGCAUUCUACUACAUUUGCUUUAUCAUAUUCAUUGUCUCUCCGUCCUUCCCUCUCCUGCUAUCUCUCAUACACACACACACACACACACACGUGUAUAUACACGUUGUUUUUCUAAACCAUUAUUUUUACUUACAUGAUGCCCCAUUACCUUUAAGUAUUUCAGUGUGCUUUUCUUAAAACCAGAAUUUAGAGUGAUAUUUUUAAAUUUAAAAAAUUUUGCUUUUUGCCCUUGCUUUUCGUUUUACUUUCUCUGAGGGUUUUUAAAAGCAAAAUGGCUAAAAGGGAAGAAACUGGUGUGAUGCUCCACAAAUUGGUUCAUCAGUCCAUGGAUGCUCAAAAAUUAGCUGUAUCUUUGUGAUUCGAUUUUCCAGGUCAGAUGAGCUUUCAAAUUGUGGAGUGAGGGUGGGGGGAAGGCACUGCAACUGGCAUCUUCUGUCUUUUUCAAACCCAAAUUAAUUUCUUAGGGACUAUUUAGCCAGCAGCAUAAUAUGAAUGAAGCUUUCUUAUAGGUGAUGGGCACAAGAUGUGAUAUGGCUAGUAAGCAAGAUAUCUAUUAGAAUGCUUGGCCAAACUAUUAUGAAGUUAGCAGUCACAUAUAACAAGUAGUUAUAAUCAGUUCAGGUGCUCUAUUUUUCCCUUUCAUUUAAUGUUGAUUCUUAUGAAUUUGGGAUACAGAGGGAAUCGUCUAUGCCCUAAGUGCACUGUAUUGUAUUAUUAAUACCAGGAUAGCAGCUGAGUCCCACUAGACAGUCUUUGUGGUCUGCGGAUGCUCUAAGAAGUGUCUGAGCAUAAAAGGAGGCUGUUUGAGUUGAAGUGGGCUGAUGGCCUGGGAUGACAUUUGAAUGCAUGGAGGACAAUGUCUAAAUGACAGUGUCGAGAAGGGAAGGCGAAAAGAAGCUUGAAACUGUUCCCAUUGUCCCACAGAUGCUCAUCACUCCUCCUGAGAUAUUCCUCACAUGGAAGCUUUGUCUGGGCAGAAACAGGGAGUGGGAUCAGGGAGGGAUAGACCCUGGGACCCUGGGACAAAAGCCAGGGAUUCAGGUCCUGAGGCACAUUAAAAUUCCAGAGAUAGCAAAUGUAAUGAAAACUGCAACCCGAAUGUAUUUCAAGUCUAACACAGUUAAAAGAUUUUAGCUAAAUUAUUACAAGUAUAUUUAACAAAAUGUUUGCAAUACUCUGAGAUGCUUCUAUGAAUAAAGCUUUUAAGAACAUCAAAUUGCUUGUGCAAAUGAAUAAUUUACUAAGUCUCUUUUGGAAUUUAGGGUAGCUGUUUCCUUUACCAAUGCGUGCGCGCGCACACAUGUACACACAC